CGCUUCGGUUGUCCGUGUGACAAGCUCGUGAGUGUCCAUAAUUAACGACUCAGCGCAAAAUUUUUGUCAGGCACAAGUUUACGCUAUGAUUUCGGUUCUUUUUUCCUUGAUUGUGAUACUUGUCGUGGUCUGCGCCCUCAAAUCAAUAAUUAAACCUAAAAAUUAUCCUCCAGGUCCGAAAUGGUAUCCAUUUCUCGGCUCCGGUAAUGUUGUACGGACUCUGGCAAAGAAGCAUAACUCACAAUGGAAAGCAUUUUAUGAACUCUCAAAGCAAUAUUCAACGAAUGUCCUUGGUCUGAAACUGGGUGGAGAAAAUUAUGUAGUGGUUUAUGGUGAGAAAAAUCUUCAACAAGCAUUCUCGGCGUUGGAAUUCGACGGACGACCGAACAGCUUUUUUAUUAAAUUGCGGUGUCUCGGGGAAAAAAUGGGUGUUACUUUUACUGAUGGCUCUUUAUGGAAAGAACACAGGCAUUUCACUAUGAAAUAUUUGAAAAAUGUCGGUUUUGGAAGAGCGUUAAUGGAGAAAGACAUCCAAACAGAAUUAUCCCACAUAAUACAGAAAAUUAUGAAUAGUAAUAAAUCAGUAAAUCCAAAAGAAGUAUUUGCGUCCGCGGUUAUGAAUGUUCUAUGGAAAUCAGUUGCAGGAGAACGAAUAAAUGAAGACCGCUUGAAAUAUCUAAUAGACUUAUUGGGCGCACGCUCCAUAGCUUUCUCUAUGGCAGGGGGGUGGUUGAAUGAGAUGCCGUGGUGUAGAUUUAUUUUCCCCGACCUGAGUGGCUACAACCUUAUAACUAAAAUAAAUCAGCAAAUUUCUGACGUUAUCGAGGAAACAAUUGAGAAACAUAAAAGUAAAGCUGUUGAGGGAAACGACUUCAUAUAUUCAUUUUUGCAGGAAAUGAAUAAAAACAAAAGUACAUUUACGGAACAGCAAUUGAAGUUAACUUGCCUGGAUUUACUUAUAGCUGGAUCGCAGACAACGAGCAAUACAAUAGAAUUUGCAAUCUUAUCCCUUUUGCAACAUCAAGACGUUCAAGGAAAAAUAUACAAUGAGAUAAAUACUGUUUUAGGUGACACUCCAGUAUGUUAUGAAGACAGUCGGAGGUUGACGUACACUAACGCGUUUAUACUGGAAGUGCAGAGAUAUUAUACUAUAGUGCCAUUAGUCGGUCCUAGGCGCCUACUCGACGAUGUUAUCAUGGACGGAUAUACGAUACCAAAGGAGACCACAAUACUGAUGUCCGUGUAUGACUUGCAUUUCGAUCACAAAUUAUGGGACGAACCAUCCAAAUUCAAGCCGGAGAGAUUCAUAACAGAAAACGGAGAGAUAAAAAUACCAAAAUUUAUGUUCCAUUUCGGGUGUGGUCGAAGGCGGUGCUUAGGCGAUUCCUUGGCAAAGCGAUUCAUAUUUAUGGCUUUGGUGAGUUUGCUGCAAAAAUUCAAAAUCGUUUGUAGCAAUGGCACAUUGCCUCGUCUAGAACCGGUAAUAGGUUUAAUAAUGUCACCACAAGUAUUUAGCGCAGAUUUUGUGCUACGUAAAUAGAUUGGUUUUUGCAAAUCUAAGGCUCGAUUUACAUUGCUACGGUACGGAAUGGAACGGAAUCUUCGAAUUUGCGAGGAUUCUUGCAAAGUUCAUUAUGCCACGAACUGUUGAGUUUAUUGCAUGGUAUAUUUAAUGCUACAAAGUUGAAAAAACCGAUUCAGAUAAAAACGUUUAUUACGCAUGCACUACUACAAGUGGAAUAAUGCGGUUGCCGUAGCAAUAAUAGUGCUGAGGCUCUAGAGAUGUGCUCAAUACUCAUCCUCAAAUAAAAUCCAAACAUCUAUGUUUAAUUUGCUACAAAAGCGCAAUCACGAAUUUUAGCAAUUACAUUUUCAAUUAUCUUGCAUAAACAGUACACUAAACAAUUUCAGUAUAAACAACAAUAACAACUAUUUUAAAACAACUCCCAUUCGUUACAAACUAAAUACUAAACCAAUACAAUUAUUAAGCAACUUAAAAAAUAUCUUCUUACUUUCAUAAAACUUACACUGUUCAUUUUCUUCCUUGCUCUUCUCCCAUAUGUUAAAUUAUUAUAACAUUAAUCAUUUACAAAAUAAUAUGUAAGUUUACCACAAACUUGUUUAUGAAACCUUAUCUUUACACAAACUUGGUCAAUGUGUUUUGUUCGUUUAGAGUUUUCAUAAUAUUUUGCUAUGGAUAUAGCUCCUAAAUUGUCUACAAGAAGUAUAGUAUUUUCCUUGUAUCGUAGGUGUUCGCCAAUUCCUUUUAAAUUAACCAGGUCCCUUGCUGCUGCAAUAUAUUCCGACUACAUAGAAACAGCAUUAUCAUUUUUGUAUUUCAUGUACUUCUGGUGAUGGCUAUAGUUUCUUCUAUAUAACUGUCCUCGUGCUCUAAAUCCUCUCACAUAGUAGCAUUCCUUUCUUUGCAUUGAUCGACUUCGCUCCGGUUAUUGUCUUUGUCUUUGGCCUCGUCCUAGGCCUUGAUCCCUGUACUAAAAUGAAUUAUUAUAGAUAACAUUAUUAUAUAUAACAAUUGAAGAACGUAUUCUCGAAUUGUCCUUUGUUCUCUGUUUUGUUAUUAUCGUUUUUCAUUUUUGUUUCUGCGUUUAAUAGUCUUGAUUUCACGAAAUCAUAACUUAAUUUAUAAAGUGUCAUAUGUCUUCGAUAUAGUUGGUUAAAAAGCAAACUUGGUUUUCUUCGUCUAUUUUUAUAUCGAUUGCUGCCAAGCUUCAAUUUUCAUGAGAUGCUCUUGAAUCGACUCGUUGUCUUCAACCUAAGAGAUAACCCUUCCGCUCAUAAAGCUUCCUUUUUAAAUAAUAUCUGUUGUAUAAGCUCUUCCUUGCGAAAAUGCCCUCUCGGUCUUCCAGCAUUUUCUUUGCUGUUUCUACCGUUUUUACAAUAUCUAUGUAAUUUAUCCGAUAAGCAUUGGACUAUUACGGAUCGAGCUCUCGCAUCGUCUCGUUCGUAAUUGGGCAAAGUUUUACAUUUUUUUUGUACCAAAUACAUAACUUACUUGCUUCUCUUCUAAGAUUAAUUUCAGGCAAAAUUUCCACUUAUUGAAAUUUGAUUUUUCAUUUAAUAUUGGAAGCAUGAUUGCCGCAGCCGCCAUUUUCUUGUUUAUUUUAUUUUAUGUAUUUUUCCAUUUAAUUUAUUUACAAACCAUUUAUUUAUUUUUCUUGUGGAUUCAACCUAUUUAAAUGAAUAAUUACUGCUACCAUGCUGAGAUUAUUGGAUGGUAUAUUUAAAACUACAAAGUUGAAAAACCGAUUGAGAUGAAAACGUUUAGACGGGCUAUGCUCAGCCAGCCCAACAUUGCAAAUUGAAUAAUGGCGGUUGCCAUAACAAUACAGAAAUAACAUGCUGAGGUUCUGAGAUACGCUUAACACGUACAAUUUUAUUACAUAAAAUCGCUCCGAUUUCGUUACGCGGUAAUGUAAAUUGAGCUUAUGACUUAUUUAGUAGUAUUAUAUUGAAUUUGUGUAUUACUUUGAAUUACUUGGUGGUUGGUACUUGGUGCAACGGGCUGGUGCCCGCAACUUGAAUAUCUAAUAUUGAAUAAAUAUUAAUGACAUUAUAAA
Messenger RNA from Hyposmocoma kahamanoa, 3578 nucleotides. RefSeq names its product probable cytochrome P450 305a1 (gene Cyp305b1). The record is from RefSeq and is a predicted model, not a curated record. Gene Ontology annotation, biological process: xenobiotic metabolic process. Bases 86 to 1540 code for a protein of 484 amino acids. Gene Ontology annotation, molecular function: oxidoreductase activity, acting on paired donors, with incorporation or reduction of molecular oxygen, reduced flavin or flavoprotein as one donor, and incorporation of one atom of oxygen; iron ion binding; heme binding. Gene Ontology annotation, cellular component: cytoplasm; intracellular membrane-bounded organelle. The transcript has 8 exons. Lineage: Eukaryota; Metazoa; Arthropoda; Insecta; Lepidoptera; Cosmopterigidae.